AUGGUGGCUUACUACAUUAGUAAAAGUGCUCUUUGGAUCCUGACAAUCAUAGGACUGGUGUGUAACUCCUUAGCCUUUGUGACGAUCUCCAAGAUCAAGCCAUUCAGCACCUCGUCGUUCUACGUGGCGCUGUUGGCCGUCUUAGACACGCUGGUGCUUCUAACACGGUUGAUUUACCAGCAGAUGACGGGGUUUGACGUGCCCAUGGGCAAUAUCGGCUGCGCCGCCUUCACCUACGUCGGCCAAUGUAUUCUUCACAUCUCCACAUGGACACUCGUUAUUAUGACCAUUGAACGCUUUGUAGCCGUCUGGUUCCCUUUGCGGGUAAUGGAACUCUUCACCAUGCGGAGGGCGAAAAUCUCUGUAGCCAUAAUUGCCGUGGUACUUCUCCUCGUGAACAUUCAUAACACGUGGACUUAUGAAGAGGUAUGGCAGGACCCCCCACAGGGGCUAAACUGCGUACCGCGACCUGAAUACGUCUAUUUCCAUAAGAUCGUGUGGUACUGGAUCAAUUCAUGCGUGUACGCGUUUUUCCCUUGUGUCAUUUUAAUAGGGUUAAACGGCCUGAUCAUUUGGGGAAUGCGGCGCUCGUUUAAAGUUCAGAAGAAGAUGACAAAUGGCGAGUGUGUGGGUUCGAGCAAGCAGACUCAGCAGCGACAAAUAACAAUCAUGCUGGUCACCGUUUCCGUCGCUUUCGUUUGUUUCCUCUUGCCCAUUUGUAUAUUUCAUCUUGUCUCCGUAAAUUGGAACUACGCGAAAAGCACCGAGGAAACGGCAAGGUACCACCUCGCCAGUGAGAUCGUCUUCUUUGUGGCGGAAAUCCACCAUGCUAUCAAUUUCUUGUUUUACUUCUUCAGCAGUCGGAAGUUCCGCACUGUGCUAAUUAAGCUGGUGUGUUGUAGGCAGCGAUCCAGCCGCGGCUCGCUCUACACUUCUCAGCCAACUGUCACCUCCACCAGCACUCUCAGCACAACUCUCUCCAUGCGUCGUUGA
Molecule: messenger RNA, 993 nt
Organism: Liolophura sinensis
Lineage: Eukaryota; Metazoa; Mollusca; Polyplacophora; Chitonida; Chitonidae
Product: growth hormone secretagogue receptor type 1-like
Exons: 1
Coding region: 1-993 (330 amino acids)
Biological process (GO): G protein-coupled receptor signaling pathway
Cellular component (GO): plasma membrane
Molecular function (GO): G protein-coupled receptor activity
Source: RefSeq, a predicted model, not a curated record